Molecule: messenger RNA, 5120 nt
Organism: Siniperca chuatsi (mandarin fish)
Lineage: Eukaryota; Metazoa; Chordata; Actinopteri; Centrarchiformes; Sinipercidae
Product: coiled-coil domain-containing protein 122-like
Exons: 7
Coding region: 181-1047 (288 amino acids)
Source: RefSeq, a predicted model, not a curated record
UGUCAAUAAGCAUUAAACUAGUUAAUAUAAAAUGAGUUACCUUACCACCUUCACUGCCUCUAAAGUUUGACAUUUUUAUAUCAGCUAGAUAGCGUCAAACUUUAAACGUUAAUCUAGCCAAAACUGGGCCUCAGAUUAGCCAACGUUUAACGCUAGCUCACAUAGCUAACUGAUGUCAAAAUGUCAAACUUUAGAGCCAGUGAAAAUGGAACACAGGAGAAGCCUGAGUUUUCAUUAACCAAGGCAGUGGAGGAUGUCAGUAAACACGGCUACGCCCAGACUGAGGGUCUGAACGAGAAACAGAAGACACUCAGCUCCCUGCAGGCAACUCUUUCAGAUGUUGAGAAGAAAGUUGACUUGGCAGAGCGGGUGCUGAGAUCUAAAAUGAGGGAAAUCCUAAUGCUGGAGGGCGAGAUGGAGCACCUGGAGCGGCAGACAAAUGUCCUGUGUGAUCGCUGUGCAUCCAUCAUCAAGGAGAACACAGACCUCCAGAUUGGUAUAAGCGAUGAGGAGGAGAAAGCUCGCGUGGCACUGGCAGGGUUCAACACUUACCGAAACAAGAUGGAGGGUCACAGAGCAGCUGUUUUGCAUGCGGCGAGCCAGACAGAGGCCCAUAAAGAGCUGGAGGAGAAGAGAGCACUGGUCAGGAUGCUGACACAGAAGAAAAAGGAGAUGAAGAAAGAUUUGGAGAAUCCAAAUGGAAACACAGUGCAGAUGGCAAAGAGAGAGAUUGAUGCUCUAAAGGGGGAGAUCUCUGUGAUGAGGAAGACUACAGCUGAGAGGAGAGAGCAAUUGCGAAAAGAGUUUGAGAUUCAUACCCAGAAAAAGAAAGACAUAGAGAUCCAGAACAGGCGCUUUGAAGCCAUCGUCAAGCGCCUCCACUGCCAGCUGAGCAGGGCCCAGGCUGUCCACAGGCAAAUGUCUGAAGAUAUCUACCACAUGGAGAGACAGCUAGCCGAGCUCAAGAAGCAGCUGGAGUCAUCACAGAACUCAGCGGUUUGGGGUCAGUGUGCGCAUGUCCACUUGAAACAAAAGGCUCAAAACUAGUUGACGGAUGUGGAGACAGUUUACUCUCAGCCAAUCGCUGAUGGCGCAACAGACUCAGCUCGGCCAAUGGUGAGAGACCAUGACGUCAUGACAUCACAGAUGGGAUGCUUUCAUUCAUUAUUUACCCACGUCCAUCCAAAGCGUGUGUAUGUGGCACAUGCAAAGGGCUGACCCAUAUAUUACCUAACCACUAUGUUAAAGCUUAAUGAAGCCUAUAUUCAUACUACACUUAGGAGACUUAGAAACAACAAAUAUGCUAUAAGAGACCUCAAGAUAAAGUCACUUUAAUGCCAAAUUAAAAGCUUCCUUAUUGGCCAGGCUACCGUGUUGAUGUUCUACCAAGCUAUUAGACUUUAUUUGUUAGGUAAUGAGCUACUGACCUUGCCAAACUGUGGAUAAAACAAUUAACAGGCAGAGCUCAUUUUAACUCUCCCUUGAGCCUUUAACAACACACCGGUCCACAUGGACAGCAUCUUCACCCAUCACAAAAUGCUUUCUACUCCAGACAACCACAACCAUAUCAACUUUAUUUAUUCCAAUGACUUCACCCUCCACCUUCUUAAAAACAGGGAAGAUUUUGAGCAGACCUGAAUAGAAAAGAAAAGGGUGGUGGUGUACAUCUUCACCACACCCUGUGAAGCUUACAUAAAGGGCGGUGUGGCAGCAGCUGAUGUGGAGGAAUAAAAAGAACAGCUGGUGCUUGCAUUGCCCACAUAGUUAAAAAUAUAAAGUUUCAUUGCAAAACAAGGAGCGAACUAUAUUUUUGAAAAGUGACACUUAUCUUUCAAUCCAGAUCCUGGUAGCUUUAGGCUCUUAGCUUGAGAAGAAGGUUGAAGAAAUGCUAAAUUCUGUAUUGUUUGUACUUUUCUGUAUAUUACUGAACAGUAAAACCUCAGGCUAUAUUUUUUUUUAUCUUUGAGAUAGGACCCAUUAAAAACAAUAACAAAAAAAUCUGGGGCAGCUAAACUGAGGGGGCUUGCAUGUAAAUUCUGACGAGUGUAUAAGACUAUAUCUAUAAUAUAGAAACAUUUUUUUAAAUCCACACAAUACAAACAUCAAGAAGAGGUGAGAGUAAAAGAAAGAGGCAUGUCACAACAAGCAGAGGAGAAGAUAUCUUUAAGCUCCAGCGGCUAGAUGUUUCAGAAAAAUGUAAAAUCAAUAGUGCUAACAGCCACCUAAAUGCCUUCUGGUGUAUUUGCUGUACAUACACUAGAAGGAAUCUCCCCUUUUACCACAGGUCUCCUUUUAUCCACGUUCUCUCUCACAAAAGCAUCCAGCUGAGUGUAAGUAACGCUUCCGCCUCACUUUAUUGUGCGGUUUGAGUGAAAGCUCAAUUGGGGAGCCAUCACUCAGGCUGCAGUGUGUGGUCCUGAAAAGGAUCCGAAUCUGGCUUUGCCAACUGUAAGUUACAUGAAAAUAUAUGCAAGGGUUUGAUAACAAAGCACAUCACAGAGCAAUUAGGGGAAGUGAAUGGGAACACGACAGUACAACAUAAAAUCUCCACAAAAACCACAACACAACUGUACUAAUAUUGGGUUCACUUUUUACACCCCUCCUCAAAUUUGUUUCCAUCUCUCUCCUUUCAUCCCUUGUUUUUCAUCAGUUUGCAUGCUGCUCUCUGAUUCGCCCGCCUUCUUCCGCAUCACUUGUCCUGAAGCAGUUGGGAGACAUGAACUUAUGUGUGUGUCUGUGCGGGUCCGUGCAUCCACGUUUGUGUGUUCUUGUAUCAGCCAGUGUGUGUGUGUGUGUGAGGCUAUGUUUGCAAACUGGCAGAAUCCGGUUUCGGAGGCUUUGAGCACAUGCAUUUACACGGAGGAGAACCAAGGCCGACAGCAAGAUCAAGCCCGCUGCACACAAACAAACAGAUUUUAUCGUUCAAAUUUAGAAGGAAAAAAAGGACAAGAAAGGAAAGAAUUUAUGAACAAGAUUUGUUGAAAAGAAAAAGAAAAUGUCGAUCAAAUUUGGACCGGCAAUCAAGGUAGCAAUCAAAAACAACCUACUUGCUGGCAAUCUGCCUAUAUCUUUGCCCAAAAACAAACAAAACAAAGAGCAGGAACGCCCCAAAACUCAAACAGCUCUCAUGGCAUCACAGAGUUUCAGGGCAGCAGCUCGUUGGAGCAUAAGUAAAUUGGUCUCUGCCAUGCACGCAAAGCCUUACAUAACCAGCCUCUGUGCCAUAUGGGCCACGAAAGAGACAGAGAGACAGGGAAGGAAGGAGACUGAGCUCCAACAUCCAUACUGGUUCAGUGACACUGCAGACAUGCCUUGCACUUCUGAUGCAUGAGGUAUUCAGCACCCUCACACAUUCAAAAUCAAUACAGAUAUCUCAUCCCCUCCUGCUUCAGUUUCUGUCUAUAUACCCCACAAACUGAAAAAUGGCUUUUCAUACGUAUAUUCGUAGUUGUAAAAGCUUUGAAUGCGCACGCAAACAAUUUCUGGCUCUAUGUGACAAAUUUCACACACAAAAUUGUGAUUCAACAGCCCUGUACUCUCUCUAAUCCAUGUGUUAAAAUAAACAUUAUACGAUCAAAUAUCACACAACCUUACGACACACUGACAUUAAAACAUCACAGGAAGUUGUGUUAAACGCUCGGUCACAUGGACCCGCUCACUGUCAGUGCAUUAAUAGUGAGGAUCUUCUCAGCAGCGGUGGAGAAACUUUGCUCGAGGCUCUCUGCAGUGUGCAGGCUUCAUGCGGUGAUGUGAAUGUGUAGGAAGGGUUGAGGCUCUGACACAAAAACUGGCUUUACACAGAAUUAUCAUUAUUUCUCUUUACCAUGAAGACUGCUCUUUACCAGGAAGUGUCACUGACUUUUCAUCGACAGGUAGUGAAGUGGUCAUGUUACUGUGGGUGAGUUUGAAAUUUUCCCUCAAAAGUUAUCCAAAAACAGACGAAAGAAACUGGAAAGGAGAGGCCUUCUAUGAGGGAUAAAAUAAAUAUUUUAAACAGCUGGUGUACAAUUAUGAUUAUGAAUUUUUUUUCCCAGGUUCAACAAGCAUCUAACUGCUGAAGUGUCCUUGAGCAAGACACAAAAACAGACACAAAAAGACAUUCAACAAAACAUCACAUUACACUAAUUUCCAUCUAGUCUACCAGGCCCAAGCGUGAUACACAUCUGGAGACAACAUGCUCCACCAGAUACUUCCAAGUCUAUUUUGAUUUUUUCCACUUAAAAUCGAAAUUAUUGUUACCACCAGCUUUCACCCGUUUCAAACUACAGCAGUAGGGUUCAACGUAUGUUUAUUUAAAGACAAAAACCCCACAGACAUUAGUUAACUUAAACAAGAAAAUGGCUUGAUGAAAACAAAGUAUUCCGGUCUCUCACGUCAUUUCGUUCAUAGUAAACAUUUAAAAAGCAGAAAUUUCAGUAUCAUAAAGAACAAUUCGCUACAAUGUCUGUAUUUUAAAUGCACAAAUGGUGCUGGCAAAAAUAAACUGUGUUAUUAGGAAAUUUGAAGUGGCAGUGGAAUCAGGGAGUGUUUUUCUGCUUCCUACACAAGCACUAUAUGUUGAUCAUAUGAAGUGAGAAUAACUUUAAUUCAUUCAGUAGUAGGUUACAGUUGCUCUUCCAUGAGUUUAUUCUCAUCUUGCAGUAAGCUCAGCUGGAAACUUUUAGCUGUUUUGGGACCCAAGGUUCAAUUAUAGGAUCUGAAAUGUCACAUUUCUCUCCUGUUACGUGCAAGUGUACUGGCUUUUCCUGGAAAUGACAGGAAAAUAACAGUACAGGUGUCAGAACAGUUAUCGUGGCACAACCAGUUAAAACCAGAAAUGUUACCGCUCCUCCUCUUUGCUCAUGUUUUUCCCCUCAGUGUAAAAGCCUGAAGGGAAAACGCAGUUCUACACCAUUAAAAACAUCUCCCAUGUAAACCUACCAUUUCACACACAUGUACAGUACAUACCAUCCUGACGGGUGAAACCAUAAACACGCUCCUGCUGAGAAAAGCUGACAGACAUGCAUGGACACACAUUACAUCCUUUCUGGCCUGUGACAUUCUUCAAGAAUCUGCAGCUCUGCAUGAAGGCACAAGGUGAGCAAACGUGACACCCGUCUACUUGGCUCUGCACCCCCCCA